Molecule: messenger RNA, 772 nt
Organism: Terrapene triunguis (Three-toed box turtle)
Lineage: Eukaryota; Metazoa; Chordata; Testudines; Emydidae
Product: MICOS complex subunit MIC26
Exons: 9
Coding region: 46-708 (220 amino acids)
Biological process (GO): cristae formation
Cellular component (GO): MICOS complex
Source: RefSeq, a predicted model, not a curated record
GCUCUGACAUCAUCGCGCAGCGACGCGGUUGGGAGCGGCGCCGCGAUGUUCAAGGUAAUGCGUCUGGGGGCUGCACCUGCUAGCCUGAGCUUGCUGUCCAUCCAAGUAUAUGCUUCAUCCUCGGAGAAGGAAACUCCAAAAAAAGAGUUGCUAAAAAUUGAUGAGCUUUCACUCUACUCCUGUCCAACUCAUGAGUCUAAAUAUGUGGAGGAACCACAAACCCAGUUGGAAAAGGGGAUCUCAUAUCUGCGGCAUUCUGUGGAGCCAUAUACAUCUUGGUGUCAGGAUCUUUACACUAAAGCUAUGCCCAAAGUAGAAAAAACUGUUGAGCGUGGUAGAGAAAGUUGUGAAUUUCUCAAAAAUCCCCCGCCAGGAUUUUACCCAAGGCUUGGUGUCAUUGGUUUUGCUGGAAUUGUUGGACUGUUUCUUUCUAGAGGUUCAAAAAUAAAGAGGUUGGUGUAUCCAGUGGGCUUCAUGGGGAUUGGUGCCUCGCUAUAUUAUCCACAACAAGCUGUUGCUAUUGCAAAGGUCACUGGUUCAAGGUUGUAUGACUGGAGUUUGCAAGGAUAUGUAGCUGUAGAAUCUCUCUGGAAGGAUAAUCCUAAAAAGAAGAAAUCUGGGAAAAAAGCAAGUGACAAGUCUGAAGCCAACAAUGACAUGCCAGUGGAAGUACACGUCAAUUCAGGUGAAGAAAGAACCAUGAAGUAGAAUGCGCCAUCACUUCCCAUCAAACAGGUGCAUAGAAGAUUUAGACAAGAUCAACAUUUUUCUA